GGGAUCACUCUUACGAAAUACACGAAGACGUCACGCCAGAAAAAAACCCGAAAGAAAUCUUAUCGACUUCCCGUUGGUGAAUCCUUUUGUCUUUUAGUGUGACUCGGUAACGACAAAUUUUUGCAAAAGUACGAAGGAACGUAACUACCAGCACCCACUCGGCAACACGGCAAUAGACAGUGACUUUUUGGUGAAGUUGGUAAAAACCCACAUUUAGAACUGUUCAAAAACGUCUCACUGUUUGUACUGCAGAUGGCGCCGAUUGAGUAAAAGACUAUUUUAACUACGAAAUUUCCUAAAGUUUUUUUUUCUUUUUUGUAUAAUCUGAAAACUUGUUUGAAUGUCGUCCUUGAUUUUGUAAUCUGAAGGAUAGAGGAAAAACAUUUGCCUAAGGCAUAAAGACCCAUACCCAAAUCAGACAACAGGAGCUGUGGAUCUUUUAACUCCGGGGUUUUAUUAAGGACUUUUUUUCUUAAGCUAAGCAAGUGAGUCUGCUAUUAGCACAAGAUGGAGUCUACAAGAUGUAGGUCUCAGCAGCUGAUUAUUUUUGCUGUUGUCUUCCUUGGUACCCUUCACAAUUGGAUCGUUGGUGCUGAACUCACUUUUACUUUGCCUGACAUUGUAGACGAUUUUGAAAAGAUUACAGAUCACUCAACGGAGAAAUUUCCUGUUCAACGUUCUACAUAUUCAACUCCAUAUAAAGAAGGACCUGAACAUAAAUCUUCAUUUUUAGAUCCAAUAGAUGAUCGCCAUCCUUCACCGGAGUCAUCCAUAUCUGAUCCAGUCUCCUGUGUUCGACGGAGAAGGAUGAUAUACCCUAGUGGUCUUUUUUCUAUUGAGGAUCGGAGACAUGGAUGGGUGGCCCUGCAUGUUUUUGGGAUGAUCUACGCUUUUGUGGCUCUUUUAAUUGUGUGUGAUCAGUUCUUUGUUCCUUCUCUGGGGGUCAUCAUGGAAAAGCUGGCCAUCUCAGAUGAUGUUGUUGGAGCCUCCUUCAUGGCUGCAGGAACAACCGUCCCAUGGUUCAUUACCAAGCUAAUCCAAGUCCUCUACUAUCACAACGAUUUAACUGUGAACAUUAACCCAGUGAUUGGCACUACAGCUUUCAGAAUGUUGUUUGUGAUUGGAACAUGUGCUAUGUUUUCUGCAAAGGUUCUCCCAAUACGCUGCUGGCCAUUUUUCAGAGAUUUAUCAUUCUACAUGCUUGGCUUAAUCCUACUGAUCAUUUUCUUUUUGGAUAGUGUUGUCACAUGGUGUGAAAGUGUGAUUCUAGUAACCAUUUUUGUACUCUACAUCCUCUUUUUGAUAUAUGAUGAGAAUGUGGAACAAAUAAUGAAGACCCAACUCAAGAAAAUCAAAGGUGUGAUGAAAGCUUCAUUUGUGAAGAGAUGUGAAAAGGUGAUCCCGGUAGAGGUGUGUAUACCUCAAAGUGAGAAUGAUGCACAAGACCCUGGAGACUGUGAUGAAGAAUGUGGCAAUGAAAACAAUGGUGGAUGCAAAGAAAAGAAGUUUGUUGAGAGCAAAUUACUACAAGGAGCUACAUCUCUGUCUUUACGAUGGCCUGACAAAUGGCAGGAACAAGCCUCCUACAUCAUCCUGUUGCCAAUCAUCCUUCCUCUGUGGCUCACACUUCCCGAUGUUCGUAGUCAGAAAGCCAGAAAAUUCUUUGUGCUGACCUACCUAACUUCCAUUGUGUGGAUUGGCAUCUUGUCCUACCUUGAGAGGUGGUGGGCUCAUCAGGUGGAUGAGACAUUUGGUGUGAUCGGUCCUAUAAAUUACGUGGGAGCACUGAUGUCCAGCUCUGAUUUUAUAACUAGUCUAAUAGUGGCUCGUAAAGGCCUGGGAGACAUGGUUGUGUCCGGUAAUUUGGGCAGUAACAUCUUUACUAUGACUCUAUUUCUACCAGCGCAAUGGUUCCUCUACUCAGUCAUCCAUGGUUUCUCCCCUGUGGCUAUCUCGACUGAAGGCCUCUUCUGUUCCAGUAGCCUCCUCUUCGUCAUGCUCCUCGCUGCUGUCAUCUCCAUUAUAUCUUUUAAGUGGAGGAUGAAGAAACUGCUUGGUCUCACCUGGGUCCUUCUUUACCUUAUUUUUGUGGUCAUUAGCAUAUUGAUGGUGUUUCAAAUCAUUAUAUGCUCUGUGUAAAAAGAAAACUAAAAAAAAACCUCGAAAUAUUUUUAUGCAUUUUCUUGGAUUCUUCUCUAUAAAACUGAUCCAUCCUGACAUCUAACAGGGUUUAAAGAAAGAAGUUUAAAAGAGUUAGCGUGAUAAUCAAAUUAUUAUCAAUAUACCUGCCGAGUACACUUCAUAAAUAUAAAUACCAGUAUAUAUUUUAGCUGUAAAUAACUCAAGUCUAUAUAGCUGCAGUUUUAGCAACAAACUUGGCCCUUAGUGAAAACGUAAUUGUCACUUUUCCUAAUUGAAGGCAACUGCCAUCAAUUGUUUGCAGGAACUGGCAGAGUCUUUCAUUGCUGAUGAGGAAUUUUGGUCCACUCUACUUUAAAGAGUUGCUUUAAUUCAGCAGUACUACAGAAGUAUUGAUCAUGAUCAUGGUUAUGGUCAUGCUGCUGCAUCUCAAUCCGACUUAGGUUCAAACUUUCACUAGACUACUCCAAAACCUUCAAAACAUUCCAUGCCAUUCAGAGGUGGACUCUCUAGUGUACCAUUAUGCCUUAUGUAUACAGCCUCAGUGUCUCAUCAGUCCAAAGAAGUCUUUUCUUUCUUUAGAUCAAGACAUGAUGUGUUGUUUUUGGAGAACUUACUUUACUUUUUGUUGUCUGAUAGGUUUUUGUUAAAGUGCCUUGUUGAUUGUACGGGUUACAUGCCUCUGUGUAAAAUUGUAAAAUUAAUCAACCGAAAAACAGCAUCAAUAACAGUUAAUUGAUGACUCAACAAAAGGCAAUGAUUGCUUGUUUCACACAAGCUGAGCUUUGAUAGUUUUUUCCCUUAGUAAAUCAUUUGAAAACUGCUUUUUGCUUGCACUCUAGUUAUCUUAGUCAGAUCUUCUAAUUUAUAUCAUGAUCUGAAACGUUAUAUUGUGACUAAAAAUGAAAAAACAAAGGAAAUCUAUAUUAAAGCAAAUACUUUAUACUUUGGUGUGUACUUUUUCACUAUUUGUUUUGUUUAAUAAAAAACAAUGUGCUGAAAUCAGGUGGUUUUGUUCACAUAAAGUUAGAUUAAAAAUAUUUUAGAUUUGAAAGAACAGAUCAGCUAAG
Xiphophorus couchianus (Monterrey platyfish) is the source of this 3209-nucleotide messenger RNA. RefSeq names its product sodium/potassium/calcium exchanger 1-like. The transcript has 6 exons. Gene Ontology annotation, biological process: long-term synaptic potentiation; long-term synaptic depression; intracellular calcium ion homeostasis. Gene Ontology annotation, molecular function: calcium channel activity; calcium, potassium:sodium antiporter activity. Bases 508 to 2139 code for a protein of 543 amino acids. Gene Ontology annotation, cellular component: plasma membrane. The record is from RefSeq and is a predicted model, not a curated record. Lineage: Eukaryota; Metazoa; Chordata; Actinopteri; Cyprinodontiformes; Poeciliidae.